Messenger RNA from Spinacia oleracea (spinach), 2519 nucleotides. RefSeq names its product ABC transporter G family member 25. Gene Ontology annotation, molecular function: ABC-type transporter activity; ATP binding; ATP hydrolysis activity. Gene Ontology annotation, biological process: transmembrane transport. The record is from RefSeq and is a predicted model, not a curated record. Bases 111 to 2081 code for a protein of 656 amino acids. Gene Ontology annotation, cellular component: plasma membrane. The transcript has 3 exons. NCBI's taxonomy places the organism in Eukaryota, Viridiplantae, Streptophyta, Magnoliopsida, Caryophyllales, Amaranthaceae.
UUCCUCACUUCUCUACAACUUCCCAUUCCCCCUUCCACUACAAUAUUUCCCAUCCUAAAAAUCUCACUCUUAAAAAUCUCUUUCAACCAAACACACUCUUAUAAGAAAAAAUGUCGGAUUUUAAUGAAAAUAAGCCUCCAAAGCAAAUGAAUGGCAACACACAAUGUCAUGAUUUACAAACUCAGUCACCAUCUCUAUUAUGUUCUUCUUAUCCAAUCACUCUCAAGUUCGUGGAUAUAUGCUACAAAUUGAAGGUAGAAUCAAGUGAUGGUGGAAGUAAUAUAAAAACAUUGAUCUGUGGCGGCAGUAACUCAUCAACGGCCACGAUUGAAGACCGGACGAUCUUAAACGGAAUAACAGGAAUAACAUCACCAGGAGAGAUCCUAGCCAUUCUUGGACCAUCAGGAAGCGGGAAAUCAACGCUUCUAAACGCACUAUCAGGAAGACUCCGUGGACACGCACUCACUGGAUCAAUCCUAGCAAAUGACAAGAAACUGACAAAGCAAAUACAAAAACGAACCGGAUUUGUAACCCAAGACGACGUACUUUACCCUCACUUAACCGUCCGAGAAACACUCCUCUACUGCGCACUCCUCCGCUUACCCAACACCCUCACAAAAGACGACAAGAUGAACGUGGUUGAUUCUGUGAUGGGGGAGCUAGGGUUGCAUAAGUGUGCGGACACCAUAAUAGGGAACACAUUCAUACGUGGUGUUUCAGGAGGAGAGAGAAAAAGAGUAUGUAUAGGACAUGAGAUGUUAGUGAACCCGAGUUUAUUAAUUUUGGAUGAACCCACUUCCGGUUUGGACUCCACCGCGGCUCACCGCUUGGUUUUAACGUUACAAGGGUUGGCUAGGAAAGGAGGAAAGACAAUUAUUACUUCGGUUCACCAACCUUCCAGCCGGGUUUAUCAAAUCUUUGACUCGGUUCUUGUGUUAUGUGAAGGAAGAUCUAUCUAUUUUGGGAAAGGAAAUGAAGCUAUGUCGUAUUUUCAAUCGGUUCGGGUCGAGCCGUCUUUUCCUAUGAACCCUGCGGAUUUUCUCCUUGAUCUCGCUAAUGGAAUAUCUCACCAGGCAGAUGGAGUAAACGAAAGAGAUAGGUCGAAUACAAAGCAAGCUCUAAUAUCAGCUUACAACACUGUAUUAGCUCCUACAGUUAAUGCUGCCUGCAUAACCUUAGAUAACAAGAAGUCUUGGAUGAAAACCACAGUUGUUGGUAGAACAAUAAACCCGAGGCAAUACAUAAAAAACUCCAUUUUAACAUGGUUGAGUCAAUUCAGUAUCCUCCUCCAAAGAAGCCUGAAAGAGAGAAGGCACGAGUCAUUCAACUCCCUAAGAGUUUCCCAAGUUAUUGCUGCUGCACUUCUAGCUGGGAUUAUGUGGUGGCAUUCAGAUUUCCGAGAUAUACAAGAUAGACUAGGUUUGAUCUACUUCAUCUCCAUCUUUUGGGGAGUAUUUCCUUCUUUUAAUGCUGUCUUUGCCUUCCCACAAGACCGCUCUAUCUUUGCAAAGGAACGCGCCUCUGGAAUGUACUCGUUGUCUUCUUACUUCAUGGCUCGAAUCAUAGGUGAUUUACCCAUGGAGCUAAUUCUACCAUCCAUUUUCCUGACCUUGGUGUACUGGAUGACGGGGCUAAGGCCUGAUAUUUGGACUUUCCUACAAACCUUGGGAGUUAUAAUAGGGUAUGUGCUCGUAUCUCAAGGCCUUGGUCUUGCUCUAGGUGCAAUUAUAAUGGAUGCUAAACGAGCUUCUACUAUAGUUACUAUUAUAAUGUUGGGUUGUGUUUUGACUGGAGGUUUCUAUGUGCAUAAGUUACCAAGAUGUUUGGGAUGGAUUAAGUAUGCAUCACUCACAUUUUACUGCUACCGUCUACUCAUUGACGUGCAAUAUGGUGGUGGAGAAAGAGUUUCGUCGUUGUUCGGUUGCUCGACUAGCCAUCCUAUUAAUGAGGCUACUUGUAAGUUCAUCGAGGAAGAUAUUGUAGGGCAGAUCACUCCUCUAGCAAGUGUAGGAGUGAUGUUGAUUAUGUUUGUGGGGUUCAGGUUGUUGGCUUACAUUGCAUUAAGGCGAAUGAAGGUCUAAUUUUUAUGUAAUACUCCAUUUGUCCGGAAUUCUUCAUUGUCACGUUGGUUGACAAGGGUGUUGUGACAACUAAAUCCGGACAUAUCAAUCCAGAUCCAACGAGUUAGGUAUGUCAAAGGGAAAUAGAAUAUUAUGUAUGCUUGGAUAGUUGGAUCGAUCUUUCUUCUACACGAUGAUGAUAAAAUUGUGGAACAACCUUGUGGGAAGCUGCAUGGUGUACUAGGAACGAAUUGAAGCUAACCGUGUCCAGUUUUCCCCAUUUAUUUUGAAGUGCUAUUUGUAAAGAUUUUUAGUCAAGAGCUAUAACUGAACCCUCCAUCAUACUUGGAGUUGUAAUUUUUUUUUUUGCCCCGCUUUGUUAAAUGUAUAUAAAUAUAUAUCGUAUUUUAUAUUCACUUAAAAUAAUAAAGAUGAUUACGUGGCGUUGCCAAUUUGCGA